AUGGCGACCCCAGAGGCGGCGGGGCCCCCGGCCGAGAAACAAACCCCGGGAUUGCCGGACUACGUGUUGCACGAGGACGCUGUGCUCGGGGACAUCGAUGUCAAAUGGAGACACGGACGGACACCGGACUACUCUAAGACUCGUCAGAUUUAUUCCGAAACAAAGCGCGCAUCUCACCAAGCAGGUAGCCUGCCCGACCUCGUCGAGAAGCUCGUAAAAAACUGGGAGAUCGAAGCCAGUUACAAGGUCGAUCUUGCCGACUGGCGCACGAUCGAUCGCAACUCCUACACCUUCGCCGUCAACGGUGGUCCAUCUCAGACGGCCGAGCACAUGCUCGCCGUGGGCACAUACAACGCGAUCGUUGAGGGCAACGAGUUUUACUGUCCUGCGCGCUCGAGUUUCGAUGCCUCGCAUAAAACGUUCAAACGAAUGAUGCCGACGUUUGCGUGGGAGGUGCUGGAGGUGUAUGCGGGCCCGCCCAAGGUCGCGUUUCGCUGGCGGCACUGGGGGGUGAUGAAAGAGGAUUAUUCCGGCAUUAAUAAUAAGGGUGAAAAAGUCACGGUCAAGGCACACGGAGGGCCGAUUGACAUUGAAGGGGUUGCUGUUGCGGAGGUGAACGAUAAAUUGCAACUACGCAGUGUUGAGGUGUUCUUCGACCCUAUGCUCAUGUUCAGGCAGAUGGCCCCGGAUGGUCAAACGGGCGUGACCAAGGUGAAGAUCGAUGAGGGGGAGGCCGUUGCGUAG
Messenger RNA from Dichotomopilus funicola, 744 nucleotides. RefSeq lists its product as uncharacterized. Bases 1 to 744 code for a protein of 247 amino acids. NCBI's taxonomy places the organism in Eukaryota, Fungi, Ascomycota, Sordariomycetes, Sordariales, Chaetomiaceae. The transcript has 3 exons. The record is from RefSeq and is a predicted model, not a curated record.